CUUUUAGGCUCCAGCAAUUGACGGGAUCCGAAUAACCAUGGAGAGUGCCUUAACAGCCCGAGAUCGGGUUGGUGUCCAGGACUUUGUCCUGCUAGAGAACUACACCAGUGAAGCAGCAUUUAUAGAAAACCUGAGGAAGAGGUUUAAAGAAAAUCUAAUUUAUACAUACAUUGGGUCAGUCUUGGUAUCUGUCAAUCCAUAUAAAGAGUUGGAGAUUUACAGCAAGCAACACAUGGAGAGAUAUCGUGGAGUUAGUUUCUAUGAAGUGUCUCCUCAUAUAUAUGCCAUAGCAGAUAACUCCUAUCGUUCCCUACGCACAGAAAGGAAAGACCAAUGUAUACUUAUAUCUGGUGAGAGUGGGGCAGGGAAGACUGAGGCUAGCAAGAAAAUCCUUCAGUACUAUGCUGUGACAUGUCCGGCCAGUGACCAGGUGGAAACUGUGAAAGACCGACUUCUUCAGUCCAAUCCUGUUCUGGAGGCAUUUGGCAAUGCAAAAACCUUACGAAAUGAUAAUUCCAGCCGCUUUGGAAAAUAUAUGGAUGUGCAGUUUGAUUACAAGGGAGCUCCUGUAGGUGGACAUAUUUUAAACUAUCUCUUGGAAAAGUCCCGUGUGGUACAUCAGAACCAUGGAGAGAGAAACUUCCAUAUUUUUUACCAGCUUCUUGAGGGUGGAGAAGAGGAUUUACUGCGGCGGCUGGGGCUGGAUAAAAAUGCCCAAAAUUACCAGUACCUGAUUAAGGGGCAGUGUGCCAGAGUUAGCUCAAUCAAUGAUAAAAACGAAUGGAAAGUUGUUAGGCGGGCCAUGUCAAUUAUAAACUUCAAUGAUGAUGAUGUAGAGGAAUUGCUGAGCAUUGUUGCUAGUGUACUACAUUUGGGAAAUGUGCAGUUUGCCACAGAUGAGCAUGGACAUGCCCAAGUCACAACAGAAAACCAGAUUAAAUACCUCGCCAGGCUCCUCUCUGUAGACAGUACUGUACUACGAGAGUCUCUCAUUCACAAAAAGAUCAUUGCCAAAGGAGAAGAGCUGAACAGUCCACUUAACCUGGAGCAAGCUGCUUACGCUCGUGAUGCCUUGGCUAAAGCAAUCUAUGGCCGUACCUUCUCCUGGCUUGUUAGCAAGAUUAACAAAUCUCUGACAUACAAGGGUACAGAUAUGCACAAGCUUGGGAGCGCUUCUGUCAUAGGGCUUUUGGACAUAUAUGGUUUUGAAGUUUUUCAACAUAACAGCUUUGAACAAUUUUGCAUUAAUUUUUGCAAUGAAAAACUGCAGCAGUUAUUUAUAGAGCUGACACUGAAGUCUGAACAGGAAGAAUAUGAAUCUGAAGGGAUUGCAUGGGAGCCAGUUCAAUAUUUUAAUAACAAAAUAAUCUGCGAUUUGGUUGAAGAGAAAUUCAAAGGCAUAAUUUCCAUUCUGGAUGAAGAAUGUUUACGUCCAGGAGAAGCCACAGAUUUGACGUUCCUGGAGAAGUUGGAGGACACUGUGAAAAAUCACCCACACUUUGUGACACACAAACUUGGAGACCAAAAAACCCGAAAAGUGCUUGGCAGAGAUGAAUUCCGUUUGCUGCAUUAUGCUGGGGAAGUGAACUACAGUGUAGUAGGCUUCCUCGAUAAAAACAAUGAUCUGCUGUUUCGCAAUCUGAAGGAAGUUAUGUGUGACUCUGGGAACCCGAUUGUUCAUCAGUGCUUUGACAGGUCUGAACUGACAGACAAGAAAAGGCCAGAAACGGCAGCAACACAGUUUAAAAAUAGCUUAUCAAAGCUGAUGGAAAUUCUUAUGUCCAAGGAGCCUUCCUACAUACGGUGCAUAAAGCCCAAUGACGCCAAACAAGCAGCUCGUUUUGAUGAAGUGCUGAUCAGACACCAAGUGAAAUAUCUGGGACUUAUUGAAAAUGUGCGAGUACGCCGUGCUGGAUUUGCAUAUAGACGAAAAUAUGAGAUCUUUUUACAAAGGUACAAAUCUCUUUGCCCUGAUACCUGGCCUAACUGGGAUGGCCGAGCAAUGGAUGGUGUGGCUGUUCUGGUCAAGAGCCUGGGGUAUAAACCAGAGGAGUAUAAAAUGGGCAGGACAAAGAUAUUCAUUCGGUUCCCCAAAACCCUCUUUGCAACAGAGGAUGCUUUAGAAGUCCGGAAGCACAGUAUAGCAACCUUUCUCCAAGCUAGGUGGAGAGGAUACCAUCAACGACAGAAAUUCCUACACAUGAAACAUUCCGCUGUAAAUAUCCAGUCUUGGUGGCGUGGAACAAUAGGCAGACGAAAAGCUGAAAAAAGAAAGUGGGCUGUGGAUGUCGUUCGGCGUUUUAUCAAGGGCUUCAUUUACCGCGAUCAGCCCCGUUGCACUGAGAAUGAGUAUUUCCUGGACUACAUUCGCUACUCGUUCCUUAUGAACCUCUAUCGGAAUCUGCCAAAGAAUGUGCUGGACAAGUCCUGGCCUGUGCCACCUCCAUCGCUCAGAGAGGCCUCUGAGCUCCUAAGGGAAAUGUGCAUGAACAACAUGGUGUGGAAGUAUUGCCGUAGAAUUAACCCUGAAUGGAAGCAACAGCUGGAACAGAAAGUUGUUGCCAGUGAAAUAUUCAAGGACAAAAAAGACAAUUACCCACAGAGUGUUCCACGACUUUUUAUAAACACUCGACUUGGAAAUGAUGAGAUCAACACUAAAAUUCUUCAGCAAUUGGAAAGCCAGACAUUAAUGUAUGCAGUGCCUGUAGUGAAGUAUGACAGAAAGGGAUACAAGCCCCGAAGAAGACAACUUCUACUCACUCAAAAUACUGCCUAUCUUGUUGAGGAAGCCAAAAUGAAGCAGAGGAUUGACUAUGCUAAUCUGACAGGAAUUUCUGUCAGCAGUCUGAGUGACAACCUGUUUGUUCUCCAUGUUAAAUGUGAAGACAACAAACAAAAGGGAGAUGCAAUUCUGCAGAGCGACCAUGUGAUUGAGACACUGACAAAAGUUGCCAUAACUUCUGAGAAAAUCAAUAAUAUCAACAUUAAUCAGGGCAGCAUCAAGUUUACAGUUGGUCCAGGUAAAGAAGGAAUCAUAGACUUUACUGCGGGUUCCGAGUUACUAAUAGCCAAAGCUAAAAAUGGACAUUUGUCUGUGGUUGCUCCUCGUUUGAAUUCACGAUGA
This is a messenger RNA of Staurois parvus, 3124 nucleotides long. NCBI's taxonomy places the organism in Eukaryota, Metazoa, Chordata, Amphibia, Anura, Ranidae. The record is from the annotation of a GenBank genome assembly.